CGGACCAACUUAAGGAUAUGUUUUCAAGUAAGAGAAUAGUUACAGCUUAUGGAAGGCCAAAGAAUUUGAAGGAAAUUUUAGCUCCUUCUAAAUUAAGAGAAAAUAUGGCAAUAAGCACUAGCAAUAGUUCUAUUGAUAGGGUAGGUUGUUUUAAGUGUAAUAGUGGGCGCUGUGACUUAUGUAAGAAUUACUUACAAGGCUCAGCCAAAUUUACUAGUUUUGCAACAAAAAGAUUUUAUCAUAUAAAGCAAGAAUUAAGUUACAAAAAGACUUGUGAGGUUGCAAUUCAUUUCAAUAGUAAACCACAUAAGCUUAGUGAUUUUAGCUUUUUAGUGAUCGAAUCUUUGUAUAAUUUAUAUAAUAUAGAGCGUAAUUUGCUUAAUAGAGAAGCUUACUGGUGUCAUCAGCUAUUUACUUUUCAACCUUUCGGUCUUAACAAGCGUUUAGAAUCAAAUUCUGCUCAUAGGAUAAAUUACUCUUAAAGUAAUUCUACAAGAUUUAAUUUUGUUGUUAUA
Exaiptasia diaphana is the source of this 515-nucleotide messenger RNA. RefSeq lists its product as uncharacterized. NCBI's taxonomy places the organism in Eukaryota, Metazoa, Cnidaria, Anthozoa, Actiniaria, Aiptasiidae. The transcript is spliced from 2 exons. The record is from RefSeq and is a predicted model, not a curated record. The coding region runs from base 18 to 482 and encodes 154 amino acids.